Messenger RNA from Funneliformis mosseae, 318 nucleotides. NCBI's taxonomy places the organism in Eukaryota, Fungi, Glomeromycota, Glomeromycetes, Glomerales, Glomeraceae. The record is from the annotation of a GenBank genome assembly.
CAAAAAGCUGAAUCUAUUUCUUAUCAAAUUGUUAAUAAUCUAAAUGACAAUAAACCAGUUGAUAAAGUUAUUAGUCAGUUUGAAGAUAUUUUGUUUAAUGAAUCUGAUUCUGAAUUUGAUCAUAAAAUUAAAGAUAAAAUAAAUGCUUUAGGAGAACUUUUAAAAAAAGAAGAAGAAAUAACUAAAGAAAUUAAGAAAUUAAGGAAAAAAUAUAAUAUUGAAAUUGUUAAAAAACAGACUGAUUUAAGAAAUAAAAUUGUUAAGAUUUUGAUUCUUAAGUUGAAAAAUAAUCUUCAAGAUGUUGAAAGUGGUGAUUAA